Pleurotus ostreatus (oyster mushroom) is the source of this 1704-nucleotide messenger RNA. RefSeq lists its product as uncharacterized. The coding region runs from base 1 to 1704 and encodes 567 amino acids. NCBI's taxonomy places the organism in Eukaryota, Fungi, Basidiomycota, Agaricomycetes, Agaricales, Pleurotaceae. The record is from RefSeq and is a predicted model, not a curated record. The transcript is spliced from 6 exons.
AUGAGACCAGCACUUCCUGUCGCGCGAAAUCCAAACUGGGAGCUAGAAAGUGACCAGGCGGCCUCUCUGAAACCAGUAGCGGAAAGCUACAUAACUCUGCAAUCACUGCGACAAUCCCGAGAAUACUGGCUCUCUGCCUUUCCAAAAUUCUCAAGUAGAUCCAGGGGGAGCAAAGCUCAAGAUGUAGUCCCACCACCACAUACCAUCCAGACUCGAGGCAGAUGCGAUCUCGAAAUUGGGCCCAUAAUAUUUCCCGACACUUUGUUCUAUGAAGUACAUUAUCUUUCGGUGCUACCACAGCCCCAGCCUCAACAACUGCCUGUGCUCUCAUUGUCAGCUGGAUAUACCACUACUCCCAGUAGCUCGAGUUCCGCUACUACUCAACCUUACAGUAGUGUUUACACGCCAUAUAGUGGAUACUCAGCAACGACCGCGGCUUCGACGUCGACGUCAGCCCCGGCUGCUGCGGCUAGCCAACCCGCACCUUUGCUAUCUUCCUUGACUUCGACAACGGUCACCCCUGCCUUGAUCCAUCAGGUCAACUCCGCAGCAUCCACCAACCCUACACUUGCCAAUCUCCUACAGCUAGCAGCCAGCGGCAAAGCUUCUCCUAAUCAGUUGAAGACACUUGGUCUCCUCAUACAAUCUCUCGCUGCAGCGAGCGGAACCCCAUACCAGUCCACACCAACAACGGACCCACCAGCUCCUCCCGUUCCAACACCAACACCACCUGUCAAAGAGUUUGACCUAGUCAUCGAGUUCCCAGAAUGUCCUUAUGAUCGAUUUCUAUUCCCUCGAGAACAUGUGGUAUGUGAAAGGAUGACAGACGCUGCUACUCCCUUGUCCUCUUAUCAAGACAUCCUGAUCGCAGUUCCCAUCCCCUUUGCUAAUUCUACGAAUACCACUGCCACCACGAAUCCUGCGAUUACCCCAGCGUCGCAGAUAUCGACAAUGAGGAUCAAAUCGGCCCCUGCUAUGCUUUGGGAUACCAUAUCACGAUGGGUAGGCGGCGAAGAGAGCCUCGCCCGUAAUCGUCAGUUUCUAUCACAGAUAAAAACGGACAGGGUAUAUCUUGCUCAACGUUUAUCGGAAGGCCAGCUCUUGACGACAUUACAGACUUUGUCUGCUCCAAACUUCACGAUGAAGCCUAUCAACCCCGCUGCCCCGGGAGCCAUAAGGCCGAAAAGGAAAUAUACACCUCGAAAGCCAAAGGAGAAAGAAAAAGACCCAGUCCCGACAGUCGUGCCGCCCUCUUUCCUAGUUUUAUCCCCUCAGCCGCCCCCUACGGCUGGGACAGCGUCUGCAUCAUACCUUCAGCAAGGUUCUUACUCUACGACGCCCACCUCCCUGUCAAAUACAUCGACACCACCUGCGGUGGUACCAUCGAACGAACCCGGGCCUUCAGCUCCAAAAAAGAAAGCAGCGAAACGAAACCAACCGGUUCAUCCUCGCAUUGCUUGCUUCUCGUGUGACGCGACCAAUGUCCCAUUGAUCAUGGGCGGUAGAUUUUGUCGUCCAUGUGUCGAGUCGGGCAAAGCUAAUACUGAGAUCCCUCAGCCAGUAAGGCAGAUUGGGGCAAUACCGUCAAGUACAUCGACAUCACGAGCAUAUCAUCCUUACACGGCUCCUAGCAGUACGCCUUCCACACAAGGUUUCACCAACGCUGUUCCAUUUGGGCCACCACCGCCUCCCCCUACAUCGUAA